GGGUGUAACCCGGAAGCGAUUUCUCAUUACGUCAGGCAACAUGUUCCUUGGUCGUGUAUGUCAGUAAGCCAGAUUGCAUGAAUUCACUUGCGUACUUUGCUGCUAAAUUCAUUAAAUUUAGACUUGCUCACAGUUCAGCAGCGGCUCAGAGGCUCGGAGCAGAGAUGUGUAAGGACCCCAAGACCAAAUUGUUGCGUUUGCUGCUGCCGCUUUCCAACGGGCCGUCCAUUGAUCAGGGAGUCCAAACAGAUGACACUGACAUCCUGAACUGCACUGUGAAUGCUCUGAAAGAUGGUCACAUUGUUGCUGUGCCCACGGACACCAUCUAUGGUCUGGCAUGUCUGGCCCAAAACUCUGAGGCAGUCAAAAAGAUAUAUGACAUUAAAGGAAGAAACGGAAACAAGCCACUGGCAAUUUGUGUUGGAGAAAUUCGGGACAUCCAUAAGUACUGUAAGGUGAAGGUGGUGGAGGAGCUGUUGCAUGACCUGCUGCCUGGUCCUGUCACCCUGGUGUUUGAAAGAUCUGAAGUGCUCAACACAGAUCUUAACCCUUUUACUUCACUUGUAGGCGUACGCAUUCCGGAUCACGCCUUUAUGAGGCGCCUUUGCCAGAUGUGUGAUGAACCACUUGCUCUCACCAGCGCCAACAUCAGCUCACAAACAAGCACAGUGGAAGUACAUGAGUUUCAGGAGCUCUGGUCCAAACUAGCCGUAGUUGUGGAUGGUGGACCAAUAGGGGACCAAAGCCGCCUUGGGUCCACAGUAGUCGACUUGUCAGUACUCGGCAAAUACCACAUCAUCAGACCUGGCUGUGCCCUUUCUUCCACGCUUGAUGUGCUGGAGCACAAAUAUGGACUGUCAGAGGAUUCGGGGAAAGAAUGACCUUUAAACUUUCCACACUCCAAAACACUCGCUGAGAUGCACAACCAGCUUUGACCCAGGAAUGCUUAGGAAAGCACCAAACUGUGGAUUUGGACAUUUUCUGGGAAAACCCAGAACUCAGGAAGAGAGCAAGUUUUAAACAGCAGUCCGCAUCUGCUUUAAGGUCUGGGGUUUCUUUUUUUUUAUGAUCAUAAAUGAUGAUGUGAAAAUGAGUAAGCACUCAUUUUAUGGUCUGAAUGGUUAUUUUUGUUACGUUAAGGCAGGGACUUCCAAGUCCAGUCCUUAGGGGACACUCUCCUGCAGGUUUGUGUAAUUGCCUGGUCCAGCGCACCUGAUUGAAACAAAAUUGACCCAACAGCUUGUUAACUUAUGCGCAAUGAUUGUUAGUUUAAGUCAGGUGUGUUGAAGUGUGGAAACAUCUAAAACCUGCAGGAAGGUGGUCCAUGACGACCAGAUUUUGAGAUCCCUGCGUUAAGGGAUGGAAGUUAUUUAAAUUAUGACUUUUUCCCCCAUAUAUUUAUUUUAUGUUUUAUGACAAUAUGAGGCUUGCAGUACAAUCUUAAGAAAUAUUAAUAACAUAUAAAUUGACAUCUCAUAAACAAUAUAAGUUAGAAAAAAAUAUAAACUGCAUGACUGCUUACCUGGAGUUAUUUUUCAUGUGAAGUGCCUGAUGUAAGCCUGUUUGGUGGAUUAUACAUUGUCUGUAAAGCCUGAAUAAAAGGUCCUUUU
Melanotaenia boesemani (Boeseman's rainbowfish) is the source of this 1610-nucleotide messenger RNA. RefSeq names its product yrdC N(6)-threonylcarbamoyltransferase domain containing (gene yrdc). The record is from RefSeq and is a predicted model, not a curated record. Gene Ontology annotation, cellular component: cytoplasm. The transcript is spliced from 6 exons. Gene Ontology annotation, biological process: regulation of translational fidelity. Bases 78 to 881 code for a protein of 267 amino acids. NCBI's taxonomy places the organism in Eukaryota, Metazoa, Chordata, Actinopteri, Atheriniformes, Melanotaeniidae. Gene Ontology annotation, molecular function: double-stranded RNA binding; nucleotidyltransferase activity; tRNA binding.